Molecule: messenger RNA, 2250 nt
Organism: Clarias gariepinus (North African catfish)
Lineage: Eukaryota; Metazoa; Chordata; Actinopteri; Siluriformes; Clariidae
Gene: btbd17a
Product: BTB (POZ) domain containing 17a
Exons: 4
Coding region: 1-2250 (749 amino acids)
Molecular function (GO): protein binding
Source: RefSeq, a predicted model, not a curated record
AUGGACCACCCGCACACCGCGUCGGACAUCUGCCCCGCACACCGCGCUCGCUCCCUGAACACGCAGCUCCGGCGGGAGAACAAGGAGCUGAAGGCGCGCGUGGAGCGACUGCGCGUGUUACUGAGCGACCUGCCGGAGUUCGAGGAGGAGAAACGCAGAACGCUGGAGGCUCUCCGUCAGUCGAGCUGUAGGGAGCGGGACCUGAAGGAGCGCCUGAAGGAGGAGUGGGUCGAGAACGCGUGUCUCCUGGACGCCCUCGCCGAUCUGGAUUUCCUCAUCCAGACCAAAAAUCACCGGCGGCUACGAGUUGAAACCCUCAAGCGGGAGUUGCUCAGAGCGCAUCGCGGCGCGCACGAGACGGAACAGAGUCUCACGGAGAAGUCGGAGAUCAUUAGGAGGAGACAUGCAGAGAUCGGGGAGUUGGUAGAGCUGAUUGAGAACUGUGCGGCGCAUAUGCAGGAGAACGCAGCGCGCAUCGAGGAAGCCGAGAAAUCACUGCGACAAUGGGAACGUGUGGGGCGUCUUCAGAGAGAGGCUUUCCAGGAGGAUCUUCCUCCUCCUCUUCCUCCUUCACCUUCUCCACUUUUUCCUCCUCCUCCAUCUCCAUCUCCUUUAGUGCCCACAGUUUACAGUAAAGCCAGACACUCCUGGCUGAAGGACAUGCUGGUGACAUUGUGCAGCUUCUUCUUCACACUGCUCUUCCUGCUGUUUGUCAUUUCUUCAGUUUUACCCUUAUUCAUAGACGAUGCCAAACCCAUCUCAUGCACUAAGGUCCUCCUGGGCAGAACAAAGGGUAACACCAACAAGAGUUUGUGUGAAAGAAGAGAAAAUUUACACCGAAACAGAGGAAUAAUGUGUAUGUUUGGACCUCGAAUCUGUUCACAUGUCUACCUGCUGUUUCUGCUGAUGGCCAUGUGGCACUACAUCACUACACUCUCUGGAGGUCUGGUAAGCUUGGAUGAAGAAGUGGACAAGAGCACAUCCAGGAUCAGUCACUCUGACAAUUUAAAGGCGCAGCUGGAGGCUUUAUUGUUGCACGGGAACAGCAGCGAUGUGUCUCUGCGUGUAGAGACGACCGACGGGGAUGAAGUCAAGGUGAUCCAAGCCCACACUCUCAUGCUGUCUCUGCAGAGCCUCACCUUCCAGAAGUUGCUUGAGAAGAAGAACGGGAGCGCUCUGGUACUGAGGGAGACUCCCGAGUGCAUCAGUGUUUUCGACAAGUUUAUCAGGUAUUUGUAUUCUGGUGAACUGCAUUUGCAUUUGGAUGAAGCCACUGCUCUGCAUGAGCUGGCCACUACAUACGGUGUCUCGUUUCUCCAGCAUGGCCUGACUGAGUACAUGAUCCAGAAUCUGGCCAGUGCUUCUCUGAGCGGUCAUCUUGUGAGCUGGUACGAGUAUGCGAACACAGAGGGUGACGCCAGCCUUCGUGCCAGCUGCCUGCAGUUCCUGCUGAGCAACGUGACAUCGGUGUUGCGGAGCUCGGAGUGGUUGUCGGUCAGCUCCGAACUGCUGAUGGCGCUACUGCAGCGUUCAGACCUGGUUCUGCACAGCGAACUCGAGCUGUUUAAGGCCCUUGAGACCUGGCUGAUGCACAACGAGCCAGACAGGCUCACAGUGGAAAAUGUUUUGCGUGCGGUGCGUUACCCGAUGAUCCCGCCACGUGAGCUGUUCCGCUUGCAGCGUGAGUCACAGGUGCUCUUGCGCUAUUACGAGUCGGUGCGUGACCUCCUGUACAUGGCGUACCAGUUCCAUUCAGCGUCCCCACCACAUCUUGCCAAGUUUUUCGAUGUGAACUGCAGCCUGUUCAUCCCACGCAACUACCUCGCACCAGCGUGGGGCACCAUGUGGCUGAUUAACAGCCCAGCGCGUGACGACCGCACAGCUACCUUCCAUACACAGCUGGGCCCGAGUGCCCACGACUCCAGCAAACGUGUGAUCUGGAAUGCAGUGUUCUCACCACGCUCACGUUCAGACGGUAAUCCACGUAUCGUAAUCACGCCUGCAUCCUCCAGCCCAGACUUCGCUGGUGUCGUUUUCCAGAAAACAGUAAUUGUGUGCGCGCGGCAGCAGGGCCUGCUGGUGGUACGGCGCGUGUACAACUUCCACCAAAGCACAGAAGAGAACAGCGACUUUCUGAUUGAGAGCGACCUAUACCAGGGGACUUCUGAGUAUUUGGUGGAUAGCUGGCUGCACCUGCAUGUUAUCAUCAAACCCGUCUAUCAGACACUGAUCUCCACAAAAAUAAAAUAA